Thrips palmi is the source of this 2457-nucleotide messenger RNA. It is a transcript of the gene AIF, whose product is annotated as apoptosis-inducing factor 1, mitochondrial. Gene Ontology annotation, molecular function: protein dimerization activity; FAD binding; NAD(P)H oxidase H2O2-forming activity. Gene Ontology annotation, biological process: apoptotic process; mitochondrial respiratory chain complex assembly. NCBI's taxonomy places the organism in Eukaryota, Metazoa, Arthropoda, Insecta, Thysanoptera, Thripidae. The record is from RefSeq and is a predicted model, not a curated record. Gene Ontology annotation, cellular component: mitochondrion; cytoplasm. The coding region runs from base 147 to 2138 and encodes 663 amino acids. The transcript is spliced from 14 exons.
ACCUAGUUUUUCAUACCACAACAAACGAGUGUGUCCGCACAUUUCAUUCACAUUGUUUCUGGAGAUCCAAGGAAACCUUAAUUUCGGCUUCUAGUAAACAGUGCUAUUUUUUUCCAAUAUUCUCACAGUGAAUCGCGAAAACAAGAAUGUUGCGUCAUAGGAGCAUCCUUUCUCUUCUCAAUAACUUCCACCGUCAAGCCUGUCAUUUAGGUCCACCGUCUCAUAUUCUAGUCAGAACAGAUUCCCUUUCCAAAUUUAGUCGAUGCUAUGCGAAGAAAACCAAAAAUGGAAGUGAGGGUCCAGGGACUCCAACAUCGAGAAUCACUCCAUCAGCUGCCACUUGCAAGCCUCCUGUAGAUAACAAGGGUAGCUGCAACACAACGCCUUACAAAGAGUGCCAGCCACCAAAAUUGAAGCCUGAACUUCAGAGCUGCAGCAGACCAAAUCCAGUCAGUGAACAACCGAAUUGUGCUUAUGAAGAGAGUGCUGCAGCUCGCGCCAGAAAGAACAACAAACGUAUUCUAGCAGCACUUCUCUUGACAGCUGGCACAUUUUAUGCAGUUUGGAAGUUACAACCUGAAGAAAAGACAAAGCAAGAAGUCAAAACUUCCAAAAAAUCAGCUAAAAUAGCUCCAGUGAAAAUUCCUGCUACUGCCAGUGAAAUACCAAGCAGUGUCCCUUAUUUGUUGAUUGGUGGAGGUACUGCAAGUUUUUCUGCAUUUCGGGCCAUCAAGUCCCUUGAUGCUAAGGCCAAGGUUCUCAUAGUUAGUAAUGAAAGCCUACUGCCUUACAUGCGUCCACCACUUUCCAAAGAAGUUUGGUUUGUCCCUGAUUCAGAGAAGAAAGAUCCGCUAACAUUCCAGCAAUGGAAUGGUUCAGAAAAAAGCUUGUUUUAUGAACCGGAAGACUUUUACAUAUCUCCCAAAGCAUUAGAUGAGAAUCCCAAUGGAGGAGUUGCUGUUGCUCGAGGCUGGAAGGUAGAGAGGAUAGACCCUUACAAAAAAAUUGCCUACCUCGAAGGUGGUCAUGAAAUAAAAUAUGAAAAGUGUCUACUUGCCACCGGUGCGAAACCUAAAACAUUGGAUGUGUUUUCAAAAGCCCCUGCGUCAAUUCAAAAGCAUGUUUCCACAUUCCGAGGAAUCCCUGAUUAUGUUGAGCUGAAUGAUAUCAUCAAAGAAACUGAAUCUAUCGCCAUUAUUGGUGGAGGAUUCCUUGGCAGUGAAAUGGCUUGUGCCCUGGCCCGAAGAGCUAAAGUAGAGAAUGCAAACAUAAAAGUUUACCAAAUAUUUAAGGAGCCAGGAAAUAUGCACAAAAUUCUACCCGAAUAUUUAAGUCUAUGGACCACAGGCAAGGUUGCCAAUGAAGGAGUUGAAGUAAUAUCCAACAGUGAAGUACAGGAUGUGAAGUUAGAGGGAAAAGCAGUCAGCUUGAUGCUAAGUGAUGGAAAACAGAUAUUAGCAAAUAAAGUAAUUGUUGCUGUUGGAGUGGAUCCCAAUACGGACUUAGCAGAAAACUCAGGACUAGAAGUGGAACCACAUUGUGGAGGAUACCUUGUCAAUGCUGAGCUUGAAGCUCGCUCAAAUCUGUAUGCUGCAGGUGACUGUUCUUGUUUCUAUGAUGUCAAAUUUGGUCGAAGGCGUGUUGAACACCAUGAUCAUGCUGUCAUAUCCGGAAGACUUGCUGGUGAAAAUAUGGUUGGAGCAGGUAAACCAUACUUACACCAAUCCAUGUUCUGGUCUGAUCUGGGACCUGAUGUUGGCUUUGAAGCCAUUGGAAUUGUUGACUCUUCUUUACCUACUGUAGCAGUAUUUGCUAAGGGCUCUGAUAAGGACAGUCCCAAAGCAGUGGUGGCUGAAUCCAAUGACAAUAUUCGAUCAAAUGUGGAAGCUAAUAGUCAAUACAAGCCUAGCAGUGUAUCUACUAGUCAAAAUCAGCCUGCUGCAAGCAAAGAUCAAACAUUACCCCCAGAUGAAUAUGGAAAAGGUGUAAUUUUCUACUUAAGAGACAAUAUGGUUGUGGGCAUUGUGCUUUGGAAUGUGUUCCGUAGAAUGACAGUGGCAAGACAGGUUCUGAAAGAUGAUAAAAAAUAUGACGACUUGAAUGAAGUAGCAAAAUUAUUCCAUAUUUUUGAUGAAUAGUGCAUAAAAAUUGUUUUUUUGUGGAAUUGGCUGAACAUUGCCUGUUUGUGGCUUUGUUGACUCCUGUAUUUACCUGUAAAUUUUUUUUAGUUAAGCUCAGAUUAUUUUUCAUGUGAUACAUUUGAAGCAACUGUCAAAUGGGGCAUUUACUCAGUUUUAUUCCAUUCAUUACUUUUUUGUUAUCAUGUGUAUGUGUGUGAUUCCCAGGUGCAUACUUUGUACUCCUUUUUGUCUGAAACUAUUGUCAGGCCCGACCCUGGGAUGCCAUGUUGUUUGUUGUAUGUUGUGUAUCAUUAGAAUGAAGUUUACAGUAACUGUU